Molecule: messenger RNA, 2497 nt
Organism: Anopheles funestus (African malaria mosquito)
Lineage: Eukaryota; Metazoa; Arthropoda; Insecta; Diptera; Culicidae
Product: phospholipid scramblase 1-like
Exons: 6
Coding region: 692-1642 (316 amino acids)
Biological process (GO): plasma membrane phospholipid scrambling
Cellular component (GO): plasma membrane
Molecular function (GO): phospholipid scramblase activity
Source: RefSeq, a predicted model, not a curated record
AAAUAUUGAUAUUAUAAAUAGUAAAAGUACCUCAAAAAGAUUUACAAAAAAGAUUUGUGUAUUAUUCGAUUCGAUUUAGAAAUUAAAGUAUUCUAAAAAAAACUUUAAUAAACUAAAAUUGAAGUUAUUCAAAGCCAUUGCAUUCACACAAUGUUUCGGCUGAUGUAUUGAAGGAUUAUGCUCAUGCUAUGCUUUUUGCAUUGCGUUCAUUCGCUGAACGUUCGUGGUAGUAGUAAGCGGUAAUAUGUAGUAAUAGUUGUAGUAGUAGUGAGAACUCAUACCAUCCCAAGCUCUAUUUCGGUGUUUGUUGUUUUCUUUGUCGUGUUUUUUUUUUUGGUGCUGUUCGCAACAUUAUUCAAACGGACGCGCCGGGGUUCGUUGUGUCGCGACAAGCCGGCGAUUUUUCGCUCGUUUCAUUAAUGUUUGGUGGCGCUUCGGUGGACGUACACGGUGGUGCCGCGUGUGUGUGGUUUUUCGCAGGUUUAAGCUGGUCAAAUAUUCGCUGUGUUUAGUGAUACACGAUUAUUCUAUUGGCCUAUCGUGGGUGGAACUGAACCUUAAUUUUGUGUCUGUUUGUGCUUUUUCUUUUGUGAACGGUUUUGUGAGCAUAUUUGGUCGGCGUGUUGGCAAAAGCAUAGAACAAGUUUUUUUUGUGGAAGAAGGAUAAACAUCAAUCUAAGAGAACAACAAAAUGGCUAAUACUCCAGAAAAGAUUCCUCUUGAGCAGCAACAGCAGCAAGCGCCUGCCAAUCCGUUGUAUCCUAACAUUGGUCAGGAUGCGGCCAACCCAUUGCUUCCACAGGCUGCACCAGCCUAUCCAGCGGUCCCAAUGACUACGGGACCACCACCUCCGCCCGGUUACAUGCCGGUGCCGCAGAACGGAAUGCCGAUCAUGACACAGCCAGGCAUGCCGAUGCAACCCGUACUUGGUCAGCAGCAAGUUAUGUCCUGGAUGCCUAUGCCGCAGGGCAUACCCAACUGUCCGCCUGGCUUGGAAUACCUGACGGCAGUUGAUCAGCUGCUCGUACAUCAGCAGGUCGAGCUGCUGGAGGCCUUCACCGGUUUCGAGAUGGCCAACAAGUACACCGUAAAGAACACCUUCGGGCAGAACGUGUACUGGGCGGUGGAGGAUACCAGCUGCUGUACCCGCAUGUGCUGCGGUCCAGAUCGCCCAUUCGACAUAAAGAUCCUGGACAACUACCAGAACGAGGUGUUGCAUCUGCACCGUGAUCUGCGCUGCAAGUCGUGCUGCUUCCCUUGCUGUCUGCAGAAGCUGGAGGUGUCCGCUCCACCGGGUACCGUGAUCGGCACGGUCGUCCAGAAGUGGAGUCUCUGCCGUCCGGUCUUUGACAUACGUGAUCGUAACAACGAAACGGUGCUGACCAUUCGUGGCCCUGUUUGUCAGUGUUCACCUUGUGGUGAUGUGAAGUUUGCCGUAUUUUCUAAAGAUGGUACCGAAGUCGGUAAGGUGACGAAGCAGUGGACCGGAUUCGUACAGGAACACUUUACCGAUGCGGACAACUUUGGCAUCAACUUCCCGAUGGAUCUGGAUGUGAGGGUGAAGGCUACCAUGCUUGGAGCACUAUUUUUGAUUGACUACAUGUACUUUGAGAGCGGCCCGAAUAAGAAAAUACGCCGUUAAACAUGGUUUCCCGCAUGAAGAAAUUGAAACCGAAAACCUUUAAUAACGCCUUACUGUUGAAAUAUUGAAGAAAAAACAAAAACAAAUCUACAAACAGACAGAAAUCUUAUGUCAUUUGCAUUUACAGCUCAGGAUUUUUACAACGGAUGCCACCUUGCACAAACAACUGCGGGACACAAUAAUAUUUUCUCAGGAAGUCAAAAUAUUUUACACGUACAUCACGUACACGUGAUAAACGAUUCAGGUGCCAGAAGCUGAUGAUGGGAGAUGUUUAAAAAAAGAGGAGAAGAAGAUGAUAUUUUUGUCCUACUUAAAAAGUGUUCUUAAAACAUGUUGCACAAAAACAGUUUUUCACUGCUAUAAUUUUUUUUGUAUACCUGUUUUUUGUCCUCGUGCUUAAUGAGCUUAGCUAUAGCAGAGAAAUGAUUUACAAAAUCAUUAAUAGCGUUUAGGGAUGAAUAAUGCUGCUUAAUAUUUGGUGUAGAAUGUAAGCAAAAUGAAUACUCAACCACUGUUAAAAAUGUCAAGAAUUUCGAAAUCGAUCAUCGAGCUUUGGUGUAAUUUUAUUUUUUUUAAUCGAUUUUUUUUAAUCAAAAUUGUUAUAACACUACUCCUCGUGCAUUUAAUAUACUUUACGCAUGGAACACACUAUCUCGACUAUUUUACUCGACAGUGCCAAUGGAGAAUACAAAAUCACAAUGCGCAUGUAAUGACUUGUGGAACAACAGAUAACAACAGAUGGAAAUCCAAGAAAAAAGUAUCUAUACAAUGUCAGCAAUGUUUCAAAAACUUCCUUGUCAAUGCGUAUGUUCCUUUCUUACUAAUGAAGAACAAAUAAAUUUUAUUUUAAGCCAA